AUGGAAAACAUGAAAAACGAGGGCAAAAAUACAGAGCUAGAGGAUAUCCGUCUCGCAGUACAGGAUGCUGCCCAAACUUUGACUGGUCUGAAUACAAGCGUAAAUGAGAGGUUUCUGCAUUUUCAAAAAAGAAUCAUGCAACUGGAUCAAAAGGUGAAAAUUGCUACUGGCAGCACGAGUGUCAGAGGACCACCUGGAGUCAACAGUUCUAAUGGAGACGUUGGACCUACCGGACCCGCCGGACCUCUAGGAUAUAAUGGUACAAAGGGUGACAUUGGACUUGCCGGACCUGCUGGACCUACCGGACCUCCCGGACCUCCGGGAUAUAAUGGUACUCAGGGCCAUGCAGGACCGCCUGGAAUACCUGGUGUUCAGGGUCUUCGUGGACCAUCUGGGUUCAAUGGUACCCAGGGUCCACCUGGACUCGGGGCCAGUUCCUGUGUUUUUAAGACUUUAACCAGCACUGGUACGGCAACAAACUCGAUCGCCCAACAAGAAACUACGGCGACGGAAACAAACGAUAAAAUCUUUAUUGGCGUAAGAUGUGAUACCAACGACGCGAAAGUUGCUAAAUUAUUAAGCACCAUCUCAGCUGGAAAGAGAACCUACAAGUGCUCUUGCGAUGGUACUAUAACAAUUGGAGAAGCAACGAUGUAUUGCUACAUGCAAUACUGGGAACGUCAGUUAUAAGAGGAAAAACGGAAAGCCAUUUAAUGAACAGGACUCUUUGUAAAGAAGAUAAUACAGUGUUGAAUCAGAAACGAGACGAAGAACAAUUUAGUGGUCUAACGUUAAUUCUAUUUUUCAAAUAUGCCCAGUGAACUAGGUCGUCUUUGAGAGGGCAUUUCAGUUGAGUGUUGUAAAACCAAAAUCAAAGGAAAGUCAAAGGAGUAUAAUCAGGAGGAGGAGUAACAACAGGUUAUCUGCCCUAAGCGUGAGAAAACGCAAGUGACCAAGAUCGCGAAAGGAUUUAGUUUUGAAUCUGGCUGAUGUAAAGUAUGGUGUGAGUUUCAGUUCUACACCAAUCAUAUUGCGAAGUAAGGCAAAACCAAACAAAGUAGCAUGACUUUGCUUCAUUAGCAUGACUUUGCUGUCAUCCAUACUCAUUCAAAGGUGUACAUGAUUUCUUCAAUCAGAAACUCGGUUUCUUAUUCACCAGUAACUUUCGCGCCCGUCGUUUUUGCCCUUGAUUUAUUUACCUUCUUACCUCUCGGUCAA
This is a messenger RNA of Pocillopora verrucosa, 1218 nucleotides long. The record is from RefSeq and is a predicted model, not a curated record. Lineage: Eukaryota; Metazoa; Cnidaria; Anthozoa; Scleractinia; Pocilloporidae.